This is a messenger RNA of Ipomoea nil (Japanese morning glory), 2202 nucleotides long. RefSeq lists its product as uncharacterized. Gene Ontology annotation, molecular function: protein binding. Lineage: Eukaryota; Viridiplantae; Streptophyta; Magnoliopsida; Solanales; Convolvulaceae. The record is from RefSeq and is a predicted model, not a curated record. The transcript has 5 exons. Bases 63 to 2009 code for a protein of 648 amino acids.
UAUUUCCCAAUACAAUCUAAGCUUACAAUUGAGUUUGGGAAGAAGUGAAUCUGCAGCUAUCAAUGGCUUCUCAAGGCAAGAAUGAUGAUCAUCAUGACCUUGAAUCAGGUGAAUAUAAAGCGGUUGAAGAAGGAAAAUAUUUGAGAUUGUACAGAGCUAUAGUGGAAGGAAAUUGGAAGGAAUCUCAAGAAUUAUUGUUCAGCAACCAACAUGAUAAUAAUAAUAAUAAUAAUAAUAAUAAUAAUAAUAAUAAUAAUAAUAUUGUUGAUCCUCUCAACAACAACUUAGACACUGCUUUGCAUGUUGCUGCUAAAGGGGACGGCCGCCAUGCUUCCUCCUUUUCCUUGGUAGUAGAAAAGCUUGUAGCAGAGUUGCCAGAUGAAGCUCUUCUUCUCAGAAACCGCAAGGGCUUAGCCCCACUUCACCUUGCUGCCCGUUAUGGAAACAUUGGGGUGGCUGAAGUUCUUAUUCGGAGGAAUUCCAGUCUCCUCUAUAACACCUCCGAAAAGGGUCUUCUCCCCCUUCAUUACGCAGCUCAAAACACUCUCGAGAGCGAGGAUGUGUAUCGCUAUUUCUUGGAUGUCACUAAGGAUGAUGAAGAUGGGCAAGCUAAUCCAUAUGAAGGCCCAAGUGGUGCCACUAUUCUUGUUAACUUAAUCAAGUCUAAAUUCUAUGUGGAGGCAACGAAGUUGGCUGAUAAAUAUCGUGAGUUGAGUCUUCAUCUGGCACUACACGAGGAAAUAUCUCCUUUGAAGGCCAUAGUCAAAUUCGAUUAUCCUAUCUUUCACAAAAUUAAUCUACAUUUUUGGCAAACUGCAAUACGACAUGCGUUGUUGGGGAAGAAAAGUGUAGAGAAACAAAUUUUGAAGCACAAAGAAGCAGUGAAGCUUGUGGAAUGCUUGUGCGAUAAACUAAAAAACUUAAAUGGCACACAAGUUGAGUUACUUGCAAAAGAAGCAAUAAUUGAAGCAGCGUACUUGGACAUUGAAGAGGUGGUCGAAAAAAUUGUGGAAGCAUAUCCUACGACGGCUUAUUACAAAGACGACAAAAGUCAGCAGAAUAUACUUCACAUUGCAGUAGAGAACCGCAGCACAAAUGUUUUUAGUUACCUUGUUCGUGGAAAUAGUGUGCUUAAGCAUGAUUUAGUAGAGGAAAGAGACAAGAAUGGAAACAACAUAGUACAUUUGGCUGGGAAAUUGGCACCUUCAAAUAAACUCAAUUCCAACCUCAGCAGCAUAGAUGUUUUUAACCUUGUUUCUGGUUCAGCUCUUCAUAUGCAGUGGGAGCUGCAAUGGUUUAAGGAAGUGCAAAAGAUUGCACCGCCAUAUUUCUCAUCACUGAGAAAUAAUGAUGAGAAAACACCAAAGAUGGUGUUCACGGAUGAGCAUAGAGACUUGAAAAAGGAAGGGGAGAGAUGGAUGAAGGAAACAGCAAGUGCAUGCUCCAUUGUAGCCGCGCUCAUUGUUACUGUGGUGUUCGCCGCCGCUAUUACAGUCCCCGGCGGCAACAGUGACGGUGUACUCACCCAGGGCUUUAACGCCACAAUAUUCCCACCGGCGGCUAAUAAUGUUUCAAUCAAUGGUACAAUUAAAGGUCCCAUUGAUGAAACCCCACCUGAGGGCCUCCCCAUCUUCUCCAGAAAGGAUGCUUUCAGAACCUUUUAUAUCUUCAAUAGUGUCUCCCUCUUUACGUCCGUUCCUUCCCUGCUAGUCUUCUUGUCCAUCCUAACUUCGCGCUAUGCAGAAGAAGAUUUCCUACGCUCUCUCCCCAUCAAAUUAAUCAUCGGCCUCGUCACCUUGCAAAGUUCUGUUUUCUUUAUGAUGGCCUCCUUUUCUACCACAGUUUAUCUGGUGUUUUGUAAGACUGCUAUGUCGAUUCGUAUUGUUUUGAUGGCAAUUACAGGUGUGACGGUUGGUUCAGUUGUGCUUCUUCAAUUCCGACUCCUCCUAGCUUUCCUAUGGUCCACCUACCGACGGGCCAUUUUAAAGAAACUAAGAGCAUCUACCUAGCUUUUUGCUGUAUUAUAUAUAUAUUGUUGUUUGUAUUGGUUUUUGUCUUUUUUUUUUCUCAGUUGAAACAUAGUUUGCUUGUAAUAAUAAAUAAGUUUGAUUUACGUACGGAAAAAUUAUGGUGGUCUUUGGUUGUUUGUUUGUCUGUUUUAUAUUGUUACUUUGUUAUUGGAAUCAAAUAUUUAAGUAAUUA